Messenger RNA from Schizosaccharomyces octosporus yFS286, 1198 nucleotides. Its product is annotated as RACK1 Cpc2. NCBI's taxonomy places the organism in Eukaryota, Fungi, Ascomycota, Schizosaccharomycetes, Schizosaccharomycetales, Schizosaccharomycetaceae. The coding region runs from base 29 to 973 and encodes 314 amino acids. Gene Ontology annotation, molecular function: translation regulator activity; ribosome binding; protein kinase C binding. Gene Ontology annotation, cellular component: nucleus; cytosol. Gene Ontology annotation, biological process: positive regulation of protein phosphorylation; rescue of stalled cytosolic ribosome. The transcript is spliced from 3 exons. The record is from RefSeq and is a predicted model, not a curated record.
UUCCUUAAAGACAUCACGACCAGUCAACAUGCCAGAACAACUUGUGCUCCGUGCAACUCUCGAAGGUCACUCUGGAUGGGUUACUUCCCUUUCCACUGCUCCUGAGAACCCUGACAUUCUUCUUUCCGGUUCUCGUGACAAAUCCAUCAUCUUGUGGAACUUGGUCCGUGAUGACAUGAACUAUGGUAUCGCCCAGAGACGUUUGACCGGCCACAGUCACUUUGUUUCCGACUGUGCUCUCUCCUUCGACAGUCACUAUGCCUUGUCUGCCUCCUGGGAUAAGACUAUCCGUUUGUGGGAUCUUGAAAAGGGUGAAUGCACCCACCAAUUCGUUGGUCACAACAGUGAUGUCUUGUCCGUUUCCAUCUCCCCUGACAACCGCCAGGUUGUUUCUGGUUCUCGUGACAAGACCAUCAAGAUCUGGAACAUCAUCGGUAACUGCAAGUACACCAUUACCGACGGUGGUCACUCUGACUGGGUUUCUUGCGUUCGCUUCUCUCCUAACCCUGAUAACCUCACCUUCGUCUCUGCUGGUUGGGACAAGGCUGUUAAGGUUUGGGACUUGGAGUCUUUCUCUCUCCGUACUUCUCACUACGGUCACACCGGCUACGUUUCUGCCGUCACUAUCUCCCCUGAUGGCUCUCUUUGCGCUUCCGGUGGUAGAGACGGUACUUUGAUGCUCUGGGAUCUUAACGAAUCCACUCACCUCUACUCUUUGGAAGCUAAGGCUAACAUCAAUGCCCUUGUCUUCUCUCCUAACCGCUACUGGCUUUGCGCUGCUACCGGCUCUUCUAUCCGUAUCUUCGAUUUGGAAACUCAAGAGAAGGUUGAUGAGCUUACUGUCGACUUCGUCGGUGUCGGUAAGAAGAGUUCCGAGCCUGAGUGUGUUUCUCUUACCUGGUCCCCUGAUGGCCAAACUUUGUUCUCUGGCUGGACCGACAAUGUUAUUCGUGUUUGGCAAGUUACCAAGUAAAAAUAAGAUCCUAAUUGUUGUCCCAUUUGGCGAAAUUAAAUAAUGUUUAGUGGCUUUAGGAAGGAUCAUUUAAAGUAUGAAUCGAUUAGAUUCCACCAUUUAUCUUUAUAUUAUAGCGGUUUAGUUUUGGCUUAUAAGUAUUGGCUUCUUUUGGUUGUAAUUCCUUUGGUAUGGAUAUGUAGGCACAUCGAGGAUUAAUAUAUUAAGAUGUUCAUUGAAACGGUC